AUGGAGAGGAGACUAAUAAUGUCUGACUUUGGCUUCUUGCUGGCCUAUGUGACUCUGUUACUCUCAGUCAGUCUCGAGGCAUCUGGUGGUCCCUCGGAGAUCAAGACCGGCACCGCUUUUUUCAUCUUCGGCGACUCCUCCGUGGACUCUGGCAACAACAACUACAUCGACACCAUCCCUGAGAACCGGGGAAAUUACAAGCCUUACGCCCAGAAUGGCUUCUUUAAAGAACCCACUGGACGCUUCUCUGAUGGCCGCAUCAUAGUUGAUUAUAUAGCCGAAUAUGCCAACUUGCCACUAAUUCCUCCAUUUUUACAACCGUCUGCUGAAUACGUGAAUGGAGUCAACUUUGCCUCUGGAGGGGCUGGAGUUCUUUCUACCACCAAUCAGGGCCAGGCCAUUGAUCUUAAGACACAACUCAAACACUUUGAAGAGGUGCAAAAUUCACUAACAAAGAAUUUGGGAGAUGCAGAAACAAAGGAGCUUCUAUCGGAAGCAGUUUAUUUCAUUAGCAUUGGAAGUAAUGAUUAUAUGGGUGGUUAUCUUGGUAAUCCAAGAAUGCAGGAACAGCAUCCUCCCGAAGAAUAUGUUGGGAUGAUCAUUGGGAGGUUGACACAAGCAAUCCAAGUAAGCUUACACCUUUUGCCUUUUUUCUAUAUGUUCCUUGUAAUUGAAACUAGUUUAAGGUUUGAUUGGAAUGUUGAUCUUGCGAUGCCUGGUUACUGA
Molecule: messenger RNA, 726 nt
Organism: Ilex paraguariensis (yerba mate)
Lineage: Eukaryota; Viridiplantae; Streptophyta; Magnoliopsida; Aquifoliales; Aquifoliaceae
Source: the annotation of a GenBank genome assembly